Messenger RNA from Tigriopus californicus, 653 nucleotides. RefSeq lists its product as uncharacterized. Bases 62 to 496 code for a protein of 144 amino acids. The transcript has 4 exons. The record is from RefSeq and is a predicted model, not a curated record. Lineage: Eukaryota; Metazoa; Arthropoda; Copepoda; Harpacticoida; Harpacticidae.
AGGUCUCUCAUAUUCAGUGGCCAAGGCAUCCACAGACCAGACGCUACUCUCAGCCAUAAAAAUGAGAAAACAUCUUUAUGUUUUAAUGUGUUUCUUCUUUAUUGCAUCAGGACUUGGAAAACCAUUGCAAAGCUAUGACUUCCUUCGUCAAUUGGGGAGACCUGCGUGGAUCACCCAAGAUUCAAAUCGACCCUUGGAUGAACCCAAGCUCAUCAGCUCUAUUCCCAAAAUCUCCAAAAAAUAUGUAAACGGCAUACCUGUAGAAACCGAGAAUGGACCAGCCAUCAUUUCAAUGGACAAGCUUCUACCCUAUUUACGCAAGGUUCAACCCAACAUCGACAUCAAUACUGUUGACAAAACCUCGACGGAGUGGAACAACCUGAUGUUGAAGUAUCUGUUGGCCAUGAAGAAAAAUGGCUACGACAUCCGAGAAAUGAGCAAUGGUCCCAACUUCGAGGAUGCCUCUUCUCGAGUCAGAUUUCUCAGAGUCUAUUAAAUAGGCCCCUCUUGUUUUCAAGUGAGAUGGAAGUUGAAGCCCAAUUUGUCAAGUUGUUUAAAAGAAAGCUAGUCACUCUUUGAUUUAUGGUUGAUUCAGGCGCUCGCCAGUUCAUUACACUCAUCCGUUCAAAAUGAAUAAACAAGAUGGAAACGCA